Molecule: messenger RNA, 996 nt
Organism: Pelodiscus sinensis (Chinese soft-shelled turtle)
Lineage: Eukaryota; Metazoa; Chordata; Testudines; Trionychidae
Source: RefSeq, a predicted model, not a curated record
AUGGAGGAGAACGGCACCAGUGUUCAGGAAUUCAUCCUGCUGGGAUUCCCGGCCAUCCUGGAGCUCCAAGGGUUGCUCUUUGUGGUCUUCCUGGUGGCGUAUGUGCUGACCCUACUGGAGAACAUGGUUAUCAUCGGCUUGAUCCGGACAAACUCUCACCUUCGCAAGCCCAUGUAUUUCUUCCUCAGCCACCUCUCCUUCCUGGAAGCCUGGUACAUUUCCGUCACCAUCCCCAAACUGCUGGUGAACUUCCUGGUGGAGGACAAAAGAAUCUCCUUUGUGGGCUGCAUGACCCAACUCUACUUCUUCAGCUCCCUGUUAUGCACCGAGUGCGUCCUCCUGGCAUCCAUGGCCUACGACCGCUACGUGGCCAUUUGUAGCCCCUUGCGUUACCCAGCCAUCAUGACCCACCGCUUCUGCCUGCAGUUGGUGGCAGUCUCCUGGGUGAGUGGUUUCUCCAUCUCCUUGGUCAAGGUGUCCUUCAUCUCACGCCUGACCUUCUGCGGCCCAGGGAUCAUCAAUCACUUCUUCUGCGACAUCUCCCCGGUGCUGAACCUGGCUUGCACCGACAUGUCAGUGGCAGAGACUGUAGACUUUGUGUUGGCCUUGAUCAUCCUGCUGGUCCCUCUGUUCGUGACAGUCGUCUCCUACCUCUGUAUCAUUGCUGCAAUUAUGCGCAUCCCCACCGUCCAGGGGAGGAAGAAAGCCUUCUCCACCUGCGCUUCCCACCUCACUGUGGUCAUCAUCUUCUUCUCCACCUCCCUCUUCAUGUACGCCCGGCCCAAGAAGAUUUACCCUUUCGAUUUGAAUAAGCUGGUGUCUGUCGUGUACACGGUUCUCACACCCAUGCUCAACCCCUUCAUCUACUGCCUGAGGAACCAAGAGGUGAAGGGGGCACUCAAGAAAGCUUUAUCUGGGCUGAGUAGUGUCCAUAAGGUCCCUGUGAUGGACACAGCCCACCAAAGGGACAGAAAGAUCCAUGCCGGUGAAACGUGA